AUGUCUACUUCAUCCAUUUCAAUGAGCAAUAUGAAUGAAGAAAGUAAUCCAUACCACUUACAGAGUGGUGAUUCACGAGGCACAAUGCUGGUUUCGAAUGUCCUCACUGGGGAAAAUUAUCACACAUGGAGUAGAUCCAUGAUGAUGGCUUUGAAGGCGAAGAACAAGAUUGGGUUUGUAAAUGGAACAACUGUCAGACCAUCCUCAGCAGAUGCUUCGAAUGCUAUGUGGGAAAGAUCACUUCCUACUCCAGUUUCUGUUGUUCCAUCUAACAAUAAUUUACCUUUCCAUGAUAUAAAUCAAUUUCCACCCUUGAGAAAAUCAACUCGACAACACAAACAGCCUGGUUAUUUACAAGCUUAUCAUUGCAACUUAGCUACUUUUAAGUCUCAAUCAUCUACCAGGGAUCCUGUUAAUAUCUCAGGUAAUAAACAUAGCAUUUCUGAAGUACUUUCUUACUCCAGAUUAUCUGAAUCACACAAAGCAUUCUCCAUUGCUAUUUCUUCUGAUUUUGAACCUGUCUUUUUUCAUCAAGCUGUUCAGCAUGCUCCUUGGAGAGCUGCUAUGUCUGCAAAAUUGUCUGCACUUGAAAUGAAUAAAACCUGGGUUCUCACAACAUUACUACCUAAUAAAACUCCCAUAGGUUGUAAGUGGGUAUAUAAAAUCAAAUACAAUUCUGAUGGUUCAAUAGAAAGACAUAAGGCAAGACUUGUUGCUAAAGGUUAUACUCAAAUGGAAGGCUUGGAUUUUUUUGAGACAUUUUCACCUGUUGCAAAGAUGGUUACUGUGAGGUGUAUUUUAUCACUUGUUGCAAUACAUGAUUGGCAUCUCCAUCAUUUAGAUAUUAAUAAUGCAUUCCUAUAUGGGGAAUUAGAUGAGGAAGUUUAUAUGAAGCCUCCCCCAGGCUAUCUUAGUAAGGGAGACAAAAGAGGAUUUCGGUAUGUGGCAUCAGGCCCCAUGGUCAGGUCUUCAUACAAGGCUGGUGAAUUCUACAUCAAGUCCAUGAUUGAUGCAGAUCGCGCCUCUUCUUCUUCUUCUUCAUCUUCUUCCUCUUCAGUACUCUGA
Malania oleifera is the source of this 1065-nucleotide messenger RNA. RefSeq lists its product as uncharacterized. The coding region runs from base 1 to 1065 and encodes 354 amino acids. NCBI's taxonomy places the organism in Eukaryota, Viridiplantae, Streptophyta, Magnoliopsida, Santalales, Ximeniaceae. The record is from RefSeq and is a predicted model, not a curated record. The transcript has 3 exons.